CACGCGCCUCCGCUGCGUCUGCAACCUUUUAAAUUCCCAUCCGCAGAUGCGAGACAAAAUGCAACCCGCAGUGGUUAUCUGUUGAUGACAGGUGUGGACCCACACAACACCAAACAUGGCGACAAUAACGGAAUCAUUGGAAAGGUCUUUGCGGAACUGUUCGUUGAACCACGAAAGAAGAACCAGUAACGGUGGCGGAGGCGGCGGUGAGGAUGGAUUAUUAGGGAGGUCGUCGACAUCAGACGAGAGCAACAGCAGCAGCAGCAGAAGCAACAGCAGCCCUCCAAUCAGCGUAUCUGACACUAGCUUGGAGCUCAACUCCCAUCUCUCUCUGCCUUACCAUUGGGAACAAUGCCUUGAUCUAAAGACGGGAGGGAUUUACUACAUAAAUUGGAAGAACGGGAUGAAAGCGAGGGAGGAUCCGAGGACGACAGCUCAGUACAGCGGAGGUUUUUACUCAGAGGAAGAUGACGACGAAGACGAUGAUAGUUAUUUUGACAGUGAAGAGUCGCCGUCGGAGUCAUCUCCUUGUUCCACAAGAGAGAGAGUGCAUUGCAACAGCAACCACCAUGGGGUAGAGAAAGACAAAGAUAAUGUGUUGGUAGUGGGGGGUUGCAAGAGCUGUCUCAUGUAUUUCAUGGUCCCCAAACAGGUUGAAGAUUGCCCCAAAUGUAAUGGUCAACUUCUUCACUUUGAUCGAUCCCAAAAUGCCUCUCCUUGAACCCCAUUUGUCUUCUUCUUUCUCCUCUCUUAAUCAUCUGUUU
Messenger RNA from Hibiscus syriacus, 764 nucleotides. RefSeq lists its product as uncharacterized. The transcript is spliced from 3 exons. The coding region runs from base 116 to 721 and encodes 201 amino acids. The record is from RefSeq and is a predicted model, not a curated record. Gene Ontology annotation, molecular function: protein binding. Lineage: Eukaryota; Viridiplantae; Streptophyta; Magnoliopsida; Malvales; Malvaceae.